UCAAGUUAACAAUGGCGAUUCUACUAUGGAACUUAGUAGAUCAUCAGUAAAGGGAUCAUUAAAAAUAGAAGAAACAAUGUACUUUGGGAAUUCCACGGUUGGAAUCUGCCAUUGCAGUGGGGCAAAAUAUCGUCAAUUAAAAGAAAAAUUGAGAGAAAAAAUUGAAGAAUUAAGACUACGAGAAGAGGAAUUACGAGAAUUUGAGGCCAUGAAAAACAGAAUAUUUAAUGAAUUGCAUUAUCAUGACGGAAGUCGGUACCAAAAUGCGGCGAACUAG
Molecule: messenger RNA, 277 nt
Organism: Dentiscutata heterogama
Lineage: Eukaryota; Fungi; Glomeromycota; Glomeromycetes; Diversisporales; Gigasporaceae
Source: the annotation of a GenBank genome assembly